Dinoponera quadriceps is the source of this 6650-nucleotide messenger RNA. RefSeq names its product receptor-mediated endocytosis protein 6 homolog (gene Gapvd1). Bases 442 to 5067 code for a protein of 1541 amino acids. Gene Ontology annotation, cellular component: cytosol; endocytic vesicle. The transcript is spliced from 17 exons. NCBI's taxonomy places the organism in Eukaryota, Metazoa, Arthropoda, Insecta, Hymenoptera, Formicidae. Gene Ontology annotation, molecular function: small GTPase binding; guanyl-nucleotide exchange factor activity. Gene Ontology annotation, biological process: vesicle-mediated transport; regulation of GTPase activity. The record is from RefSeq and is a predicted model, not a curated record.
UUUUCGCACGGGCAGCAGAUUUUCGGGCGCAACAACAGCGCGCGCGAGCAACUGCGCGCCGAUAUCGGAGUCACGCGCGCGCGCUUAUCCUCGCGCUGCACUCGCGAGAUGCGUCGCGGCGAUUUUCAUUUGCUGGGCUAACGACGGUUGCGUUUCACCUUGAGGAGAAAUCCAUUCCCAUGAUAUCAUCGCGAGACCGUGCGUUCGCCGAUGUUGCAUUAUGCAAUAUUCGAGAUCGGCCGUCGCGUCGAAAUUGAAAUCUCCGUAUCGGCCCGUUGGGUGAGGCGACGCGAGCGGUUAAUCGGCAAGUCGGGGAAAUGAAACAUAUGCUCGGGACUCUCGCCGAGAUCCCUCGUGAGAUACAGCGCGUGUAGCGCGCCUCGUUGUUAUUAAUGUUCAGGAUAACGCGUCAACAAGGAUAGAACGCAAGUGCAUUCAGUAAUGUCAUCGAUCAACAGUAUCGACUCCCACGGGACGUUGCAGUGGGACAUGAUGGAGCUGGCGCGGCACCUGCGGCAGGAGAGGCUGUUCGUCAACUCCGAACAGCAGAACCUGCAGACUCUCAAUGAAAGGGUGUUGUGCGUGUCGUCGCAGUUGGCGCAGCAAGCGUGGGUGACUGCCCAGCAGAGAGUGAAUCUGAAUCGUUUGAUAGUAGCCCGACCAGAUUGCACUCCCGCGUCGUGUUGCCUGCGGGCGAACGCAUUGGAGAACUCACACUUCAUCGACGCGUCGAAGUACCUGCGUUACCAGGCGUGCUUGUCCUACGGGGAAUUUCUGGGGGCGUUGCGCAAGUCGCCGAAGCUCCUGGCUUCGUGCUUGGUGGAGGGCGACAAGGUCGUGCCGGAUUCGAUGCAGGCGAUCGUGCAAUGCCUAGCCGCCGGGUUGUACGGCAGCUGCCUGUUGCCGGAGGACAAGAGCUUGGUCCUCCAGUUGCUGAGGCAUCUUAUGCUGCUGCAGAUCAUCCCGUCCGACAACCCACGAAGGCUGCUGCGACACGGCACGUGCGCGUUCUCGCGAUUCUACUCGAUCUUCCAUGAGAGCCUGUUCUCCGCGAAGUUCUUCUUGACGGCCGCCCUGCACAGCCCGAUCGUGCAGUUGCUCAUGGAGGACGAGAUGUUCUUGGACAUCGACCCGGACAAGGCGCCCAUCCGGUUCCCGCCCACCGAGAGGCUGAAGAAAUUCGGGAAGGAGGGCACGCCCGAGUACCAGGCGAAGCUCCAGCGUUACCGGCUGUGGACGGUGAAUUCUCUGUAUCGCAUCACCCAGCGAUUCAUCGUCAACAUCCGCGAGACGAUGCACUGCUUCCCCACGAGCGUGUGCUGGCUCGUGAGACAAAUGGCCGGGCUGCUCGGCAAGAACGGCAACGUCGACCCGAAGGAGGUGCACGCCAUGUGCACCGACCUCGUGUUCACGUACUUCAUCUGCCCGGCGAUAGUGAAUCCCGAGCCUUACGGCAUCACCGACGCGCCGAUCAGCUACGUCGCCCGAUUCAACCUCAUGCAGGUCGGACAGAUUCUGCAGAUGCUCUCGCUGCAGAAGUACCAGAGCAUCGACAGCAAGGUGAUCGAUCUUUACAAGAAAUUCGAGAAGGACUCGGUGUCUUCCAUAAUAGACUCGAUGCUGGACGGCGCGACCGAGGAGCUGGACGAGGAGCCGACGAUGAUGAUCGACAAUAAUAAGCUUCAAGGCCUGUCGCGAUCCGCGGCUCUCUUCACGGAAAGCGAGCUGAAUUCCCUGAUCACGUUUCUCAGCACGAUCGUCGGCUACAACAACGGCGAGGCGAUGCCGCACACGAACACCUUCGACAGGAAGCAACUGGCGGAGAUGCUGUCUCAGUUGCCCUCUGGCUUACUGCAUAACAAUAAGCUCGGCAACAACGAGAGCUUGGAAACGCCCAACAAGCGAGGUGUCACUGUGGGAAAAGGAAAGGGACGUGGUAUAAAGAUGUCCGCGUCGUUUUCCCCGAAUGUAACCAACGAAAGCGGAGAGGAGGUCAACAACACCCCCGCUCCCGAAGAGGAGAAUUUGGAAAAGAAUACUCAGGAUGUGCUAGUCAUCCCUUUCGGUCCGAUCAUCGGCGAAUCUGUGGGGUUACUCAGUGAACAGAAGGUCUUGUGCAUGGAGCUUCAAAGUGGUACGAAGAACGGGCCUGUCACUCUGAAUCUCCCCGAUGACGCAUCUGCCGAACACACCAGGCAAGAGAGCGGCAACGUCGAACGUAUCGAAACGCAGGAAAAGAGAACACGAUUUUCACUGUCACAUGACGAAGUGUUGUUCGAAGGGUCGAUUGGCAAUACGUCUGACAAUCUGGAAGCCGUGUCGGAAGCUGCUUCUAAUCACAGUGUUGCCUCGUCUCUCGAGUUGGAGACGGAAGAUCAGAAUGAUAAUCUUUCAGACAUGGUGUCUGCUAACGUAUCAGGAAGAGGAACCCCCAAUAUAUCAGGUCGAGAUACACCGUCGUCCCAGAUUACUGAAGGAGACGACGGACGUGCCGCGGGCGAAGUGAGGCAGUUGGAUUUGCCGCCGCCUAACAUCCCGACUAAACAGAGCCGAUCUGAAAUCGACGACAAAUUUUGUAAAUUUGAGAUUAAGAAGCUUAUCGAAGGAGACGAAACUGUUUCUAUGGUAUCUGACACCUGGUCCACGGACGUGUUGGCCUCGGAUAGCGAGAUAGUCGAGCAACAAGAUCGGAUGCCGCUUCCCGUUCCUCCCGAACAAGUCCCGCCCGUUCUGCCGGCCGAGCCUACGCCAACCAUGUUGGAUAUCAGCGAGACCGCGUCUGAAGCUUGGAGUACAGACGUGUUGGCCAGCGAUUCCGAGAGAUUGACCGAGGUAGACACGGAUGACACCGCUAGUGUCGCCAGGUCUGACGAUACAGCUCGAUCGGAGAUCGAGAUCGAGAGUCGUGCCGAUUCCGAGGGAAACGAAGAGACGCUUCAGUCUGCAACGCCGUUGAUUCCAGGUCCAGAUGGCCCGGGUGUCAGUUUUCCCUCAGUAUCGGGUAUCCGGGAGGAAUCCGGCACACGCGCCGCAGCGGCGGCUGUCGCUCCAUCCCCGACGGCGUCCCCGUUACCGUCGUCGUCGAACGUGACGGGUCGCGGCGGCACCAAGUCCGAUUACCGGCGCAGCACGAUGGAGUACGUCGACAAGAACGCGAACAACAUCAAUAACGUGGAUUACGGUAAAUCGUUGCGAGAAGACAGGCUGGUCCAUUUGAUAGAUAAGCUUCAGAUCGACCACGGUAAGCAUCAAGUCGAGCGUCCGGGAACAGCGCACAAUCACAUCGUUGCGGCCGCAGUUGCGCCGGCGUUACUCUUAGCUAAUCAUAUUUCUGCGCCUGUUUUGCCAGAGAAACCCCAGAACGGUGACGCGAAAGCGGAGGAGCUGGACGGCUGCAUGGCGUCCGUCGGGGACGCCGUGGGCCGAUUGAGCACGGCCAGCUUGACGUCCAGCAGCAGUUCCGGCUCGGAGCCGCGCAUGAAGGGCAACGCGUCAGCGUCGGACCUGCCGUUACCGGCGCCGACGGUCAACGGCAGUCGCGACACCACAGACGGCUCGAGUCCCAGCUUCGCCAAGCCGAGCGCCUCCACCGGGGCCAUCCCGAAGAGCAUAAGCUUCGACAUGACGGCGGAGCGCGGCGACAAGGAGCUGUUGGACGACGAUCAGAAGAACAAGCGCGGCUUCUUCGGCAAGCUGAAACUCUCGCUGAGGAACCGCAGGGGCAAGGCCAUCCGCGGCACCGACGACAGAUGCUACGACCGUGAAGCUGGCGGCGACGGCGUCGACAUAUGCCGGCACAGGUUACGCAGGAUCAUGUCGGAGGAUGUCGCUGCGGCCAGCAACGUCACGGGAGACACCAGCGACGACAUACUGGCGAAGUACAGGAGGAAACCAAGCGCGACCAGUGACACAGCCUCGGUCGAGAGCAACCAAUCUCGCACGAAAGAGGUGGAGGACGAAAGGCUCUUCAUCGAUCCGAAUAACGUGGAGAUGUCUUACGCUUUUGCGGAUGCCAAGAGGAAACUACGUAUGGUGCUCAGCACCGCAGAUCUUCAGCACAUUCCGUGGAAUACUUCUGAGAGACACUGCUGGCUCCAGAAGGAGAACGAGCUGGUCGCGUUUCUGCAACUGCAACUUGCCGAGGCUAUAAAUCUGCAGGAUCGGGCGUUAAUUGCCCAUCUUCACGAGACCUUGCGUUGCGUGCGACUAUUCAACGACGACGGGUGUAGGAAGCUCUUCAAAUCUCUGCGCGAGGACUAUCAGAAGCGAUCCCCUUAUAUCGCGUAUUUAAUUCGAUGUCGCCAAGGAUUGCUGUCGACACUAGCUCACUUAGAUAGGUUAUGCGUGCGAGUCAAGUGCGACCGGGACGCUGUCAAUAAUCAUCUGGUGUCCGUCUGCGUGAGGGUAUUCCUGGAGAAGAGGGAGGCUUUCGUUCUGCGUUUCUGCGACGAAUUCAAGAAGCUCACACUGGCCGACGAGAAGCAAGACCUGGUGGAUAACUUCCUGGGCAAGGUCCACGCCGAGAUGGACAACGAUCCGAUCUGGCAGUCGGCGAGUACCGGCCAAUUGGAUCUGGCGAGAGCCGUGGUGGAGAGGACCGUGAUGGCGCGGGUGUACCACAAUGCGCUGUAUCCGAACGGCGACGGGGAUGUAUAUAGGGACCAGCUUCUCCACGAUCACAUCAAAAAGUUGGCGAAGGUGGUGACUCCAAAUCACAAGGACCUACGCAUUCCGAAGGUCUAUCAUUACGAGUGCCCCUGGCCAUGGGCGCAGGCUGAAUUGGCUGUGAUAUCGGCGUAUAAGACUCCUAGGGAUAAGCUGCAGUGUGUAUUCCGUUGCGCGACUACCAUCAUGAAUCUCCUUUCUAUGGCGUCGGAAAGGGGAAUACCCGCCGCCGAUGACCUGAUCCCGGUGCUAGUCUACGUCAUAAUCAAGACUAAUCCACCGUCGUUGCUAUCGACUGUCCAAUACGUAGACAGCUUUUACGGGAACCGCUUGGAGGGCGAGGAACAAUACUGGUGGACGCAGUUCUGCUCGGCGAUUGAGUUCAUUAAGACGAUGGAUUAACAGUUUCUCAGGAGUAUUACGAUAAAUGCGAUUAGACCCAGCACUGGUGAUAAUGUAGAAAUGUUGUAUCAUAAUCAUAAUUUGGCGAUUAAAGGGGCGAGAAAGGCGAGAGAAGGGGAGGGGGAAGGACACAGACCAAUAUCUCGUGUAAAGCUAGCUGAAUAGUGACUUCAUGCUUCCGGUAUCUUGAUUAUAACUAAUCUUAAAUAGCAGUCUAACGAUUACUUCUUUCGCACGUAUUACGUAACAUUAGCAAAGACUGAAUAUCAGAUUGUACGUAAGGUAUGGCUUUAUCUUUAUUUGUAACUCUAUUGUACAAUUUCACAGAACAUCGAAAGAAACGUUUAGAGAUAUUAUUAUUCUAUAAUUUAUGUGUGUAAACAAUACAGAAACUUGUAGAAUUGAUAACCAUUUAGCAGGAUAAACCGUGUUGGACUACUCUUUCUACAUUACGCAUCCCUCAAACACCGAGAAUUAAACGAGGUUCGCGAAAAGAAAGAGAAAGAAAGAAAGAGAUAUCGUAUUUGUAGCAAUCCCGCGCAGUCUUGCUCAGGAUAUAUACGUCAGGUAUGUUGAUAAUCAAAGAGGCCUAUCCGAGUUGAUUUUGAUAGGUACGGCAAUAGGCCUUCUAGCUUUUCUAAUGAGGAGACGUCUGGAAGAGUUCCUCACCGAUCUUGACAGGCUUUACAUAUGUGUACAGUAGCUAGAAGUAAGAGUAAUUUCUUUUCAUGCGUACUUUCUCGAAUAUGUAGGGGUCCGAAUAAUCCCUCCAAUUAAUAUAUAAUAAUAAUAGUCAAUUAUAUAUAGUUGAUUAAAAGCGAAUAUCUUGGAAAUCAUGACGCAGUUUACGAGAGAGCACUUACGCAAAGACACGUUAAUAAAUACGUGUCUCUUAUUUUUAAUUGUUGCACGACAUACGCAAAGUAAAAUGAAAUUUGCAGACGUUUUCUUAUCCGUCGCGAUUAUAAAUUUUAUCAUUUGUUGUCGACAGGAUCUAUAUCAUUAGUUUUAUCAUUAUUAUCCAACCUCCACCAUCUAUCAUCGUCACUAUCAUCGUCAUAAACAUCGACACUAUUAUCAUUCUUACUGUCAUUGUAAUAUAUAACACUAUACUCAAUAAACACUUUUCUAUUAUUCAAAUACAUGAUAUAUGUACAUAGCUGGAGAGAAAAACUCCUCAGUCAGAGGACUCGUGGUCGAGCAGUUCGGCCUUCGAUCCUGUCCAACAUCAUCAUUCUAAUUCCUUCUUUAAUUUACGUAUUUUUGUCUCACCAAUUACAUUAACGAGCAUGUACGCUUCUGACAAUAACAGGUGUAUGUUAUAGAACUCAUUUUUAUAAAUGAGAUUAUUCACAAACGCGUCGAAUAAAAGUAAUGGUCAAAUACUUAACGAUUCAGGCGGACUGAAGUUAAAACAUGGUAAAUCGGCACGUCAAGAAAUGUCUCUCAGCGUUCACAGUGCAGCAAGGGAUGAGAUCUCGUCCACAAUUAUACAUCGAUAGACAAAUAUGGACACAGCAGAGUGGAAGAAAAUUAUUUUAUAUGUAUAAGAUUAUUAUGUAUAAAAUAUAUAUUUUACACUA